UCUACUGCAGAGUAGUGCGCGUGACGUCAAUGCUGGAGCGGUUCCUUGGCUCAGGAGGAGAAAUGGGGAGAAAAUUGCGAGUUCCAGUCAGCCCCUUCAUCCCUCUGCAUCUGAGAUGAGAAGAUCCAGGAGCCUCUGCUGCGUGAGGCCCCUCCGCCCCGUGUGAGCAUCCCUGCCACCCCAUCCCUCCCCAUCCCACUGAGGUGGUGGGCCCGGGAUGGCCUCUUUGGACCUGCCCUACCGCUGUCCUCGCUGCGGGGAGCACAAGCGCUUCCGGAGCCUGUCAUCCCUGCGCGCUCACCUGGAGUACAACCACACAUACGAGACCCUCUACGUCCUCUCCAAGUCCAACAGCGUGUGCGACGCUGCCGCGCUGCUCCCCCUUGUGGCGGCCGAUGGAGCGCUGUUAAAUCAAGCCACCGCCGCCGCUGCCGCCUCCCCCUACCGCGAGCUGACCUGCCCAGAGGACCUUGGCCUGACGCACUCCGCCACCCGCUACCUGCCCAGCGUGGAGUUCCCGCUGGGGGAGAUCCUGGUGAAGAAGGCCAUGAGUUCGGCCGACGGGCCCCCGAACCCCAACACGGCGGUGGCCGUGGCCGCGGCCAACGUGGCGGCGAGUGCGGUGGAGGCGGCCUACGAGGAGGGCCUGGCGCGGCUGAAGGCGCGGGCCUUCGAGCGGUUGGAGCUGGACGAGCGGCUGGAGAAGCUGUCGGAGGAGGUGGAGCAGAAGAUCGCCGAGCGCGUGGGCCGGCUGCAGGCGGAGCUGGAGAGGAAGAGCUCGGAGCUGGAGAGGGCCAAGGUGGAGAGCGAGCGCAUCAGCCAGGAGAAGCAGGACCUGGAGAGCAAGGCCACCGAGCUGUCGCGGCAGGUGGACGUCUCCGUGGAGAUGCUGGCCAGCCUCAAGCAGGACUUGGUCAACAAAGAGCAGGAGCUCUCGCACAAACAGCAAGAGGUGGCUCAGAUUGACCAGUUCCUCCAGGAGACGGCGGCCCGGGAGGCCAACGCCAAGGUGCGGCUGCAGCAGUUCAUUGAGGAGCUGCUGGAUCGUGCCGACCGCGCCGAGAAGCAGCUUCAGAUCAUCAGCAGCUGUGGGACCACGCCCAACGGCAGCCUGGGACGCUGCAGCAUACAGGGGUCAAAGGGCAAUGGGCGGCAGAGGAAUUCCAGUAUCUCUGGGACAUCCAGAGGCAUGUACCAGGUGUCAGACCGACACCCUUCCCCAAAUGCAGGCGUGUCAGGUCGUGUAAAGUCGGUGUCACAGGGCUCAGGUGGUGGCUACGACAGUGACAGUGUGGAGAUGCACCCCAUGGAUGAGUGUCUAGAGGCCCAGUACUACCACGUGCAGUGUCGUCUGGGGGAGAGCGGAGGCGGUGGAGGCUACGACCGGGCGGGGGCCUCACGCAGCUGGGGCCUUCGCAAACAGGCCAUCCAGAACUGGCAGCGGCGACCGUACCGCAACAGCACCGAGGGCGAAGAGGGGGACGUGUCAGAUGUUGGCUCCCGCACCACGGAGUCAGAGGCGGAGAUAUGGGAACAGGAGCGCCGCAUUCCCACAGACUGCCAACAGUCCAACAGGGCUGCAUAUCGCCUAGGUCGUUCUGAAGGCUACAAGCCAUGCCGUCACGAGAAGAGCCCCUCAAAGUCGAACGAGGUGAUCAGCCCAGAGGUGCUGAAGAUGAGAGCUGCCCUCUUCUGCAUUUUCACCUACCUGGACACCAAGACACUACUGCGUGCUGCUGAGGUCUGUCGCGACUGGAAAUUUGUGGCGCGACACCCGGCUGUCUGGACUCGUGUCCUCCUGGAGAACGCCCGCAUCUCCUCCAAGUUUUUAACCACGCUGGCCCAGUGGUGCACACAGACCCACUCCCUCAUCCUCCAGAACCUCAAACCCAGGCAGAGGGGCAAGAAGGAGACCAAGGAGGAAUACCUCAAGAGCACACGUGGCUGCCUUGAGGAGGGCCUGGAGUCGUUGCUGAAGGCGACUGGGGGAAACUUGCUGAUUCUAAAGGUGUCCCACUGCCCCAAUCUGCUCACUGACCGCUCUCUAUGGCUGGCCAGCUGCUACUGCCGCGCGUUGCAAGCUGUUACAUACAGGAGCGCCACAGAUCCUGUUGGGCAGGAGGUGAUUUGGGCUCUGGGUGCUGGCUGCAGAGACAUCAUUUCUCUACAGGUGGCGCCAUUGCAUCCAUGUCAACAGCCUGCACGAUUUAGCAACAGAUGUCUUCAGACCAUCGGCCGAUGCUGGCCACACCUACGUGCCCUGGGAGUAGGCGGAGCAGGAUGUGGUAUCCAAGGCCUGGCGUCUCUAGCACGGAACUGCAUGAGGCUGCAGGUGCUGGAGCUGGACCAUGUGAGUGAGAUCAACCAGGAAGUGGCUGCUGAGGUCUGCCGAGAGGGACUAAAGGGGCUGGAGAUGCUGGUCCUCACCUCCACACCGGUCACACCAAAGGCCCUGCUGCACUUCAACAGUGUGUGCCGCAAUCUGAAGUCAAUUGUGGUGCAGAUUGGUAUUGAAGAUUACUUUGAAGACCCCAACAGUCCAGAAGCCAGGAAGCUUUUUGAUGAGAUGGUCAACAAGCUGCAGGCACUGAAGAAACGUCCAGGUUUCUCCAAAAUACUCCAUGUGAAAGCCGAUGGUUUGUGCUAACAGCCAGUUCACUGGUGAAAGCCACCUAUAGGCACUGCCCCACCUGCCCCUGACUCCAUGUCCUUACUGCCUGUUGAGGGGAAGUGUACUGGCCUUAGAGAACAGACUCAGAAGACAGCAAGGCAACACACUGAGAGCGAGUACCAACAACAACCGAGGUGGUUUUCUCAAAUGGACCUGCACUCACACCAUGCAGAACACCAACACUUCAUUGUGUCAUUUGAACGGACUUUAGUGGACAAUCUUCGACUUUUUGACUUCUUGCCAAGCAGACCUUAUAUGUAAACUUCAUUCAGUGUGAGACUACGUUAAUACAUGACAACAUAGAGCUCCUUUGCAAACUAGGAAAUCAAUACUAAAUGACGACAUUGGAACUCAAUCAUUUUGUUGGGUUCUGCUGGUUGCAUCUAGUGUCUUGCAGACAUUUCUUUGAUGGAGCACAUGUUAAGAUUGCAGACAGAGGGGUAGUGUGUCUUGGUUUGCGUUGAGUUAAGUCUCAGGAGUGAUUGCUCUGACUUACAAUUUCUUCUCUGCUCCUCUUCAGCACUGGCUGUCUGACUGAAUAAACAAAGACGUUAUGGAUGUGAGUACAGUGACAUGCAGUAUGGAUGUGAGUAUGGAUUUUGCUGUGUGUGUGUGUGUAUGUGUGCGUGCGUGCGUGCGUGCGUGUGUGUGAGUGAGUGAGUAUGGAUUUUGGUGUGAGUGAGUGAGUGAGUGAGGGUGUGUGUGUGUGUGUGUGUGUGUGUGUAUGUGUGUGAG
Molecule: messenger RNA, 3406 nt
Organism: Engraulis encrasicolus (European anchovy)
Lineage: Eukaryota; Metazoa; Chordata; Actinopteri; Clupeiformes; Engraulidae
Gene: fbxo41
Product: F-box protein 41
Exons: 13
Coding region: 218-2647 (809 amino acids)
Molecular function (GO): protein binding
Source: RefSeq, a predicted model, not a curated record